UUCUAAAACAUGUCUGCGCCCAUGGUUUGACUUUCUGCCUCGUGUUUUGCUGAUAAUUAACGAAUUAAUUUAAUUAAAAUACAUCUUUAUAUGAUUGUUUAGAGUUCCAGCAUAAAUAAAGACAAAGAACAGAGAUGGUCGAAAGCCAGGUAUUCUCCACAUGAUUGCUCAACCUGCUAGAAAUAGCAACCAAUUCUCUAUGAUUUUGUGAAGGUUUUAUACUGUGAGAACAACAAUGGAAACCCAGGUCGAAAAUUCUCCUUGCCUCCCUCAAAACAGCCCCACUUAUGAAAUCGAUGAAAAAGACAGCCCUUACUACUUUGAAUCUGACCAUACUGCCCUCAGGUGUAACCCUGAUUACUGCAACCUUCUCAAGGCGCUCUGCCGGCUCGAAUCGCAGCGGAUAAAGGCCAUUCAGGACAUUGACCAACUUUAUAAGUGCCAAGAAUCAGCUCUUAAGGAUCCGAUUGCAUUUGUUGAACAGCUGCAGCGUGGUGAAGACUUGAACUUCCCGAAGCGGCAAACGGUCGCCGAAAUCCCUGUGAUAAACUGGGAGGCUUACACUUCCAAGAAAGACAUCGCUGCCUACUGUACCUCAAGACACAUGACCCGCAAGAAGAGACCGGGUCCAAGCAUCAGUUGUCUACAAGGCAGCAGUUAUAUGGAUGAUGGUGAUACAGAUAGCAUGUUUAGAACCGAUUGUCCAAAGUCACAGACCGUUGUCCGUGGGAGAUUAAAAGAUGAAAAUAAACCUGUCAGCUUCAACCAACUCUGGAGUGUAGACGAACAGAAAAGGUUGGAAGAACUUUUGGUAAAACACCCUCCUGAAGAAAUCGAGUCUCGGCGCUGGCAGAAAAUUGCUGCUGCUUUGGGCAACAGGACAACGCAACAAGUUGCCAGCCGUGUACAGAAAUAUUUCAUCAAGUUAGCCAAAGCUGGUCUGCCAGUGCCCGGUCGGACACCAAAUCUGACAUCUUACACACGAAAGACUGGACAUCGACACCAACGCUACAAUCGCUUCUACCACCAGUCAACGUUUCUCCAAGCACAUGAGCUUCCGGUCUACAUGUCUGACAAUGAUGAUGAGAGCAGCCGCAGCAUCGAUGGCUGUAAUUCAUUGACAACUGAUGCACUCCAAGCUGAGCACAUUAAGGACUUCACGGAUGAUGAUGACGAUGACGACGAUGACGAUGAUGAUGAUUAUGACAAUGAGGAUGAAGAUAUCCCUCUGGAAUUGAGAGACACAGCAGAAUACAUGGAACUCAUGAAGCUGAAGAACUUGAAAAUGUCUCGAUUCAACACAGGACAGUGUCCGACAUUGAAAUGUAUCAAUUGUCGCAGGAUUCUUACAAAUCGAUGGCAUUGUAUUGAUUGCCAGGAGCAGGGCUUAUCGAUUGAUUUGUGUCAAGUUUGUAUCGAAAGUUCUUUUGACCAUCCUGUCCACCAAGUGAGCCACCGACUGAAACCAUUGAACAGCAAUCCAAGUUACGUUGACAACGACUACACCAAGUUCUCUGGAGACUAUAACUAUUUGGAUCCAAACUAUAUGCCAGCCAGUUGAUGAUAGCUGAAUCAACAGGAUCCAUCAGAGGUUGUCUUUGCGGAUAAGCUGACAAACUGGGCCGGUUGCAGAUACGACACAAAAGCCAACCAGCCUGCUGGGAACAGACUUAACAUAAAUGGUAUUCUAACCAU
Messenger RNA from Octopus sinensis (East Asian common octopus), 1695 nucleotides. RefSeq names its product ZZ-type zinc finger-containing protein 3. Bases 236 to 1561 code for a protein of 441 amino acids. The record is from RefSeq and is a predicted model, not a curated record. The transcript has 9 exons. NCBI's taxonomy places the organism in Eukaryota, Metazoa, Mollusca, Cephalopoda, Octopoda, Octopodidae.